This is a messenger RNA of Williopsis jadinii, 840 nucleotides long. It is a transcript of the gene PEX17, whose product is annotated as Pex17p. The record is from RefSeq and is a predicted model, not a curated record. Lineage: Eukaryota; Fungi; Ascomycota; Saccharomycetes; Phaffomycetales; Wickerhamomycetaceae. The transcript has a single exon. The coding region runs from base 61 to 690 and encodes 209 amino acids.
CGGAGGCAGAGACGCUUCUGUUAUACAGUGGCACAGCGAGAUCAACGGCCGUAACCAAGCAUGAAUAUCGUAUUCCCUGAGAAUCUUCCGGAACAGCAGAGAAUCAGACAUGUUCCGCCUGCUCUCAUCUAUAUCACCAAGCUUCUGUAUAGGUCGGCAACAGGACUAUCCCUAGUUUACAUUGUCCUGCUCCUCGUGGUGCAACCAUUACUUGAGAUUCAGUACGAUAGACGUAUGGAGCUGCUAUCGUCUACACUGGACAGAGCACAGAAGGUGCUGAAGCUGCUGAACAAGGUACAGCCUUUGCCACCAGUGGCUGUCAAACGUGGUGACAAGUACUACUCAGACGCCAAUGUUCAGACACUGGAGGAUGAGAAAAUACGUCAUCGUAAUUCGACGUAUGUAACCUUUGAAGAUGAAGCAGAGAAGCAUGGUACUGGAGACAAGGUGCAAGACAAUCUUAUCAGGUUACGUGACUGCAUUGAGCAUUAUAACAAGUACUGUGUAGACUUGAGUGUGAUUUCACCAACCAAUUUCCAGGUGAAGAGAUUUCAAAACAGAGUGGAGGCUUAUAAGACGCACCAGCUGUUUAAGCCAGAUGCAAAGUCCCUAUCAUCCAAGUCUGCAACGUCAGAUAUAAGACAGCAAAUAAGGACUAUUAAAGGCUGGUACUUGACUGGUCAAGUUUGAUAGCUAUUGACAUGAUCUAUUAUGAGCUGCUGAUGCGGGAAGGUAUAUACUAUGUACAAUUUGGAAGUCUGUUCCAUCUUUAAUUAAAAUUUCUUUCUCUCAUCAACGUCAAACUUGAACAGUCUCUUUAGAGACCCAGGUUGUUUCCCC